Mesocestoides corti is the source of this 840-nucleotide messenger RNA. The record is from the annotation of a GenBank genome assembly. Lineage: Eukaryota; Metazoa; Platyhelminthes; Cestoda; Cyclophyllidea; Mesocestoididae.
UACGUUUGUGAUCGAAUACCCUUUAGAACCGAAAAGAUAAGAAGGGUAAUCGUCAAAAGUCACCAGGCUGGAUUCCACGUUCCCAACUACCUGACACACAACUUUAAUCUGACAAUGCAUCUUAACCGAAGUAGAUGCAUAAACGAGCCGGUUAGGAGAUUCGCCAACCAACUUCACUGGAGUUACAUUGACGCCUAUCAGCUCACUUGGUCGCGGUUUUUGCAUUUCUUUGCGGACGCCCAGUGUUCCUGUCACUUUCACAAACCUAACCGACGUGAUGGCGGCAAGCAAUACACGAUUGAAGGCGACACAAUGCAGGCUCUUCUCCAAAGUUUGUUAACAAUGGAACCCAGUUCUGAUGUGACUGCACCCACUGAAGCAGCCAGACCACCACCAACUAAUAAAAGAUUCCAGCAGACCCAGGCUCAAGUUAAUGAAGUUGUUGAUAUUAUGCGUGUAAACAUGGAGAAGGUACUCGAAAGGGAUGCAAAACUCGCGCAACUAGACGAUCGAGCAGAUGCCCUCCAGGCAGGAGCGUCUCAAUUUGAGGCAAGCGCUGGAAAGCUCAAAAACAAAUAUUGGUGGAAAAAUAUGAAGAUGACACUUGCUUUGGGCAUUGUCGGUCUUAUUCUUGUCAUCGCUCUUGGCUGGCUACAAUGGCGUAUUCAGGCCACUGAAAUUAGAAGUCAUGUCGGCAUCAUUACGACCGAGGCCGCAGAACAACCGUCAACGCCGAUGCCCGCGUCUAUUAACGAAAUAGAGGUUCAACCAAGUGGAGGUACGGAUCAGUCCGCCGCAGAACAUCGAUCGUCACCGCCUAAUCAAAUACCUGCUCCUUAG